AUGGCCGACAAUAGCACCCCGGAUUACAAAAGUCUCUUCCUGCAGGCAGAGGAGAGACGGAAACAGGCAGAGGAGAGACAGAAGCAGGCAGAGGAGAGACAGAAGCAGGCAGAGGAGAGACAGAAGCAGGCAGAGGAGAGACAGAAGCAGGCAGAGGAGAGACAGAAGCAGGAAGAGGAGAGAUGGAAGCAGGCAGAGGAGAGACGCGAGCAGGCAGAGGAGAGACGCGAGCAAGCUGAAGAGCGCACCCGACAGACAACUUUCAUGGAACUCAUGCGCUAUUCCCACAACUUGCUCUCCCGAACGCUGAGAGUCGAAACACCAUCUCGCUCGACUAGCGGGAGAAUACCACUUCCCACCGGCAAAUACUGCCCGACACGCUUGGAGUAUUGGAACGACUGCUCAACACAACUAUCAGAACUGUAUAGGUCGGUCUGCAGGUAUUUUACUGUGGAAUCAGGGGACACGCCACGACUCUUUCCACCUUUGCUUGAAUUAGAAGGACUACGCCGACGACUUAACACACCACUUAGCAGCGAGCAAGAACUCGAGCGCUAUGAGCGGCUUGCCGUGGAAGACCAUGUUCGUGACAUCAUUACCGAGUUGUGCAAACUACCCGCUGCUCGUGACGAGUUCAGUCUCGGCGAUGGAAUCCAGUUCAGCAAUCAUACGAAUUCCUUGAACAAGAACGAACCUAUUGAAAUGGAUACGAGCCAACCAUCAAGUAUACACCAGCCAAGACCUGACCAGUUCUGCAUCCAUCGUGUCGAUGGCAACACUACCAGUCUCCUCACGACUGUCGAGUAUAAACCACCUCACAAGCUUCCUGUCACAACCCUUCGUAUGGGGCUCCGACCAAUGGACUUAUGGAAGGAUAUGGUCAAAUCAAACAAAAUACCAACCAACCAGGAAGCGAAGUUAAGGUAUAAUGCAGAACGACUUACCUGCUCUGCUAUUGUCCAGGAAUAUCAUGUAAUGAUCCAAGACAGACUUGAAUAUUCCUAUGUGACAAAUGGGAUUGCGCGUGUCCUACUCCGUGUUCCGCAGGACAAUCCCAGCACGCUUUACUACUUCUUCUGUGAUCCUAACAGCGAAGUGGAUCCAGAAGUUGACUAUAAUUCUCAGUUAUUGAGGACUUCUGUUGCCAGAACACUAUGUCUAUGUUUAUUGGCCUUCCGCUCAUCUCAGCGUAGCCAGGAAUGGCUAAAUUCUAUACGAAACAAGCUUAAAAUUUGGACGACCAGUUUUGACCACACUUACUCUCAGAUUCCCGAAGCAGAACGGCAGCAGCAGCAUGCCAUUCCUCACUCUGAUAGCACAACCCUGGAAUUCCCAAGCCCGGAAUUAGGUUCACUAUAUGAACUGCCAUCGUCUCCUCCAGAUUCGCCAACAGCAGGCGGCCGUCGAGUGGCCACAAGGUCCCAAGCAAGCUGUGCACCUCCGGGGGCGCAACGCCGCUCGCAGUCACCAGAUUCAUCCGGCUCUGAUACAAACCACGCAACGGGGCGGAAGCGGAAUUUCAGCCAAGUCACAUCCUCAUCCUCACCCUCUGCCCAAGCAGCGGCCCGUCAACGCGAGGCCAAUAACAAUCAAGGCAAUCAGUCCCGACGUCGCGAUGCGCAAUUUUGCACGCAGCGAUGUUUACUCGGGCUGCAGACUGGAGGUAUCCUAGACGACUGUUGCCCCAACGUGAUGCUCCAUCGCCAGAGUAAUAAUGACCUCCAACAUCCCACUACCUCGGAAGGUUUAGUGGAUUCACUAAAAGCACAAUUGGACGAAAACAUUGACCGAUGCAUACCCCUUGGAAGUUGUGGAGCAUACGGUGCCCCGUUCAAACUUACUUGUGCUACAUAUGGCUAUACCGUCAUCGGUAAAGGAACCACGUCAGGGCUGUGGAAAGAAGUCUCGCGCGAAGCGCAAGUAUACCAAGUUCUGCGGAAGGCGCAAGGGUCUGCUGUGCCUGUAUUCCUUGGAACAAUCGAUUUAGCGAAGAUUUAUUUUCUUCAUGGAGCUGGCGAAAUUCGUCACAUGCUAGUUAUGGGCUGGGGGGGCGAAAGCACAGCAAUGAUGGAGCUAGAGCCAUGGCUUUGCCAGGAGAUUCGCAGAUCGAAGAAGGAAAUAAAAGCCCUGGGAAUCAUCCACAAAGAUCUUCGGCGUGAUAAUAUCCUUUGGAAUGAAGAGCUUGGACGGGCGUUGAUCAUUGACUUUCACCGCUCUGCUUUGAGAUCUCAGCCAAUUUUACAGACGCAAAAAACAGCAAAGAGACGGCCCUGUGGGGUAGAGUCAGGAGGUGUUAAACAUUUACGCGUUCUAUGA
Messenger RNA from Monascus purpureus, 2316 nucleotides. NCBI's taxonomy places the organism in Eukaryota, Fungi, Ascomycota, Eurotiomycetes, Eurotiales, Aspergillaceae. The record is from the annotation of a GenBank genome assembly.